UGGGCUCCCAGGGCCCGGGCGGGGGUCCCGGGCCGCGCUGAGGGGCGCGGGUCGGCUCUCCUUAGCCCGGCCUGGCGGGCGCGGCUUGGGCCUGGGUUCGAGUUCCCGCGCCGGCGCGCUGUGUGACCUUGGCCCUGCGCGCGCCGUCUCUGAGCCCCGCUCGUCGUCCUCGGCCAGGGGGACCCAGCCCUGGGGCCCUGAUCAGCGGGUUCUGCGGCUCCUCGGGGUCUGGACGAGAAAUCUGUGGUUCUGAUUCAGCGACAGCAGAGGCUGCAGCGGCCCCGCCGGCCCCCAGGAGUCCCCCUGCCCGGCAUCAGCCUCUGCCGCCCGGCAGGGGUAGGACCAAUUCCCGGGCUUGGAGUUCCAGGAUCCCCAGCUCCCGAGGGCUCCCCUGUGCCUGCUGUCACCUGAACGGGGCUCCCCGGCCCCGCCGACCGCAGCCCUGGAGCCUGCAGACGCCAGCAGCACCGGCAGGUUCCCAGCAGGAUGCCCCGGCUCUGCAGGAAGCUGAAGUGAGAGGCCCGGAGAGGGCCCAGCCCACCCGGGGCAGGAUGACCAAGGCCCGGCUGUUCCGGCUGUGGCUGGUGCUGGGGUCGGUGUUCAUGAUCCUGCUGAUCAUCGUGUACUGGGACAGCGCAGGCGCCGCGCACUUCUACUUGCACACGUCCUUCUCUAGGCCGCACACGGGGCCGCCGCUGCCCACGCCCGGGCCGGACAGGGACAGGGAGCUCACGGCCGACUCCGAUGUCGACGAGUUUCUGGACAAGUUUCUCAGUGCUGGCGUGAAGCAGAGCGACCUUCCCAGAAAGGAGACGGAGCAGCCGCCUGCGCCGGGGAGCAUGGAGGAGAGCGUGAGAGGCUACGACUGGUCCCCGCGGGACGCCCGGCGCAGCCCCGACCAAGGCCGGCAGCAGGCGGAGCGGAGGAGCGUGCUGCGGGGCUUCUGCGCCAACUCCAGCCUGGCCUUCCCCACCAAGGAGCGCGCAUUCGACGACAUCCCCAACUCGGAGCUGAGCCACCUGAUCGUGGACGACCGGCACGGGGCCAUCUACUGCUACGUGCCCAAGGUGGCCUGCACCAACUGGAAGCGCGUGAUGAUCGUGCUGAGCGGAAGCCUGCUGCACCGCGGUGCGCCCUACCGCGACCCGCUGCGCAUCCCGCGCGAGCACGUGCACAACGCCAGCGCGCACCUGACCUUCAACAAGUUCUGGCGCCGCUACGGGAAGCUCUCCCGCCACCUCAUGAAGGUCAAGCUCAAGAAGUACACCAAGUUCCUCUUCGUGCGCGACCCCUUCGUGCGCCUGAUCUCCGCCUUCCGCAGCAAGUUCGAGCUGGAGAACGAGGAGUUCUACCGCAAGUUCGCCGUGCCCAUGCUGCGUCUGUACGCCAACCACACCAGCCUGCCCGCCUCGGCGCGCGAGGCCUUCCGCGCUGGCCUCAAGGUGUCCUUCGCCAACUUCAUCCAGUACCUGCUGGACCCGCACACGGAGAAGCUGGCGCCCUUCAACGAGCACUGGCGGCAGGUGUACCGCCUCUGCCACCCGUGCCAGAUCGACUACGACUUCGUGGGGAAGCUGGAGACUCUGGACGAGGACGCCGCGCAGCUGCUGCAGCUGCUCCAGGUGGACCGGCAGCUCCGCUUCCCCCCGAGCUACCGGAACAGGACCGCCAGCAGCUGGGAGGAGGACUGGUUCGCCAAGAUCCCCCUGGCCUGGAGGCAGCAGCUGUACAAACUCUACGAGGCCGACUUUGUUCUCUUUGGCUACCCCAAGCCCGAAAACCUCCUCCGAGACUGAAAGCUUUCGCGUUGCUUUUCCUCGCGUGCCUGGAACCUGCCGCACGCGCACUCCAGUUUUUUUAUGACCUACGAUUUUGCAAUCUGGGCUUCUUGUUUACUCCACUGCCUCUAUCCAUUGAGUACUGUAUCGAUAUUGUUUUUUAAGAUUAAUAUAUUUCAGAUAUUUAAUACGAAA
Messenger RNA from Gorilla gorilla gorilla (western lowland gorilla), 1973 nucleotides. RefSeq names its product carbohydrate sulfotransferase 12 (gene CHST12). Gene Ontology annotation, cellular component: membrane. The record is from RefSeq and is a predicted model, not a curated record. Gene Ontology annotation, biological process: proteoglycan biosynthetic process; carbohydrate biosynthetic process. Lineage: Eukaryota; Metazoa; Chordata; Mammalia; Primates; Hominidae. The transcript is spliced from 2 exons. Bases 552 to 1796 code for a protein of 414 amino acids. Gene Ontology annotation, molecular function: sulfotransferase activity.